AUGUCUGCCAACAAGCCUGCCACCGCAGCGCUAGCCUUCACGAACGUCUUUGGCCAUGUCCCAUCGAUUGAAAGACUGAUCCAGGACUUCGACUUCACCAAGAUCGAUGUUAAGGACAGCUCCCGACUGGACUAUCUGACUGUCAAGCUGGCGCCGGCAUAUGGUGACCUUAACAAUGAGUCGAUCAAGACGAUUGACGAGCGCCUCAAGGUCAUGAUUGCCGGCGCAGUCAAGACGAUCGACAAAAUCGCACCAACCGAGCGCACUUGGGACCGGGUCGUCGGUGCCAUGAUGCAGUGCCCUCUCAUGGAGCCCGACGGAGAAGCCAUCAAGCGAACGGACAAGCUUAUUAAGUCUGGGAUCAACGUGUUCAAAUUCGACGGAUCUCCCGACAUUGCCAUCGUCAAAGAGGUCUCUAGUUCCCCAACUACCAUUUGCUAA
Messenger RNA from Daldinia childiae, 441 nucleotides. RefSeq lists its product as uncharacterized. The record is from RefSeq and is a predicted model, not a curated record. Bases 1 to 441 code for a protein of 146 amino acids. The transcript is spliced from 2 exons. NCBI's taxonomy places the organism in Eukaryota, Fungi, Ascomycota, Sordariomycetes, Xylariales, Hypoxylaceae.